Molecule: messenger RNA, 1185 nt
Organism: Heterobilharzia americana
Lineage: Eukaryota; Metazoa; Platyhelminthes; Trematoda; Strigeidida; Schistosomatidae
Source: the annotation of a GenBank genome assembly
UCCUUAUUAGAGAGCCAAUAGAUAAGCCGUUUUCAACAGACGAACUUCAGGGGUGUACGUUAUUGAUCACUGAUUUUGGAAUGGCUUGUCGUUCUAGUCAGCUGGCACCCCAACAAUCAAAAUUAGGGACAGUAGCAUAUGCAGCACCAGAAGUUUGUCGUCAAGAGGGAUUUUCCUUUAAGUCAGAUAUUUGGUCGUAUGGUGUUGUCUUAUGGGAGUUGCUGACGCUAGAUGUACCAUUUCGUGCAGUGGAACAACCUAGAUUGUUGUUCAUUAUUGCUAUGUACAAUUAUACUUUGUACAUACCAACUGGCGUCCCGGAUCUUUUCGUUCAACUAUUUAAAGAUUGUUGGUCUCCUGCUCCUGUUAAUAGACCUACAUUUGAAAAUAUCAUAGCUAGACUUGAAUCGUGUAAGGAUUGCAGUUUUGUGGAUUUGGAACCUAGUGAAUUGGCCCAAAUUCAGGAAGGCUGGCGUCAACUCAUAGCAGCUCAUCAUAAAGAAGAGCAACAGUCAGUGGCUGAAGCAUUAUCGUCGUCGUUUAAAAGUGGAAGUUUAGAUUUUACGGGUGAACUUUUAACACAACUGGAAAUGUUACGUAAUUAUCGUGAAUCGUUGGACAGAGUUAAAGCAGAUCUAGUUGAAAAAGCUCAUCAACUUCACAUGAAAGAAGAGUUGUAUAAUCGAAUGGCUGGUACCAUGGGUCAACAUUUCAUGCUUUUGGCUGUUCUAGCUGCUAAUCACUUAAAAGAUCCAACUCAUGCAAAUCAAAUUGCUCAGCCGAAACCACCUCCACCUAGAAAGCGUCCGUUCGUUUGUAGCCUUUUUAGACGAUGGGGAAGUAAUGGACAUGCAUAUUCUGCAGAUAAUGAUUGCAUCAAUUCAAGCACGUCUUUCACAAGUAGUUUUCAAGGACAGGAUCGCAAACGAUCUAUCAACUCUACACAGUAUAUUGUUAGCAAUCGACCACAGUUUGAAGGAGCUGUAAAUAGUUCCUCAGAUUUAAAUACAUCUGUUCUUGAUGAAACUUUACAGAAUUCCCGCAGGACAUCUAGUAGAGUGGGUUGUAGUCAGGGUGGAAUACCUCUUAUCUCACCCCCUACAGAUAUGAAACAUGUGGUUCACGUGGAUUCUGAUUGGUUUACUGGUCAGGGAUUAUGUGAAUCAACAAUGCGAUUGUUUCCAU